Messenger RNA from Mugil cephalus (flathead mullet), 949 nucleotides. RefSeq names its product mitochondrial ribosomal protein L47 (gene mrpl47). The transcript has 7 exons. Gene Ontology annotation, biological process: mitochondrial translation. Gene Ontology annotation, molecular function: structural constituent of ribosome. Gene Ontology annotation, cellular component: mitochondrial ribosome; mitochondrial large ribosomal subunit. Lineage: Eukaryota; Metazoa; Chordata; Actinopteri; Mugiliformes; Mugilidae. The record is from RefSeq and is a predicted model, not a curated record. The coding region runs from base 14 to 793 and encodes 259 amino acids.
UACUAAGUUAAAGAUGGCGGCGUCCUCAUCCACAGGACGCGUUUUGACUCUUUGCAAGCAGUUUCAAAACGUCUUUAGGAUAUCUUCUGGGAUAAACGCUCAACGCUGUGCUGUUAGUUUGACCAAAUGCCAGAAUAAUCUUUUCAGGGAAAAAUCUCCACUCCUGGCUUCAUCUUGGAGCAGUCCUAUCAGCUUUGCAGGUCAGCAUCGAGCUCUGCACACAACCUUCAGCAGAAGAGGACUGGAGGAGUUCUUUGACCUCCCUGAGAACUGGGGGGAGGAAAAAGUGAAGUCAGGUGCACCAUGGACUGCCAAACAACUGAGAACAAAGAGCAGUGAGGACUUACACAAACUCUGGUAUGUGCUGCUGAAAGAGAAGAACAUGCUGCUCACACUUGAGCAGGAAUCGAGAAGGCAAAGGGUACAGAUGCCAAGUCCGGAGAGGCUAAAGAAGGUUGAGCGGUCGAUCACCAGACUGGAGACGGUGGUAAAAGAGAGAGAGAAUGCACUUCGUCUGCUGCAGACAGGUCAGGAGAAAGGCCGGCCAGGAGACUGGAGGAGGAACAUAUUUGGGAACGUCUACUGGUACCGCUACAAAGAGUAUGCUAUUCCUUGGUACAUGAAUAAAAGAUACAAGCGCAAGACGUUCUACACACCCUCAUUUGUCGCACCAUAUAUAAGGCUGCGCAUAGAGAAGCACAUACGGGAAAAGUAUAGGAAAGGAAGCUUGGAGAAAAAAAGGCUGGCCAAAUUAAAGAAGAGGUUUCCUCAUAUCAAAGUUUCUGCAUCAUGAAAUUUCAUGCAUUUAUAUUGUUAACAGGUUUGUAUGUGCCCUGCAGUCUGAAACAGCUUGUUAACUGAAGAUGUUGUUGAAACUGUUGUCUAUGUAGUGUAUUUGUCCACCUGUUACUCACUCCUACAAGAUAAAAUUAUGCUACAUCACCUUGAA